Molecule: messenger RNA, 398 nt
Organism: Dentiscutata heterogama
Lineage: Eukaryota; Fungi; Glomeromycota; Glomeromycetes; Diversisporales; Gigasporaceae
Source: the annotation of a GenBank genome assembly
CCAUACCUACUGUUACGACUGCAUCUUUAGUCGGAUCUGCUAGUGCAACUGCAUCUUCAGUCGAACCUGCUGCUACAACAACUGCACCUUCAGAGGAACCUGCUGCUACAACUGCACCUUCAGAGGAACCUGCUGCUACAACUGCACCUGCUACUACAACCGCACCUUCAGAGGAACCUGCUGCUGCAACUGCACCUGUUACUACAACCGCACCUUCAGAGGAACCUGCUGCUACAACAACUGCGUCUUCAGAGGAACCUGCUGCUACAACUGCAUCUUCAGAGGAACCUGCUGCUGCAACUGCAUCUUCAACCUCGAUUCUGCCCGCUACCCAAACUAUGACAAGUGCUAGCCCAAUUACUACUGAAGAAUGUGACUGCGACAUUGAAAAACUUUAA